Molecule: messenger RNA, 2752 nt
Organism: Molossus molossus (Pallas's mastiff bat)
Lineage: Eukaryota; Metazoa; Chordata; Mammalia; Chiroptera; Molossidae
Gene: CKAP4
Product: cytoskeleton associated protein 4
Exons: 2
Coding region: 1-1770 (589 amino acids)
Cellular component (GO): rough endoplasmic reticulum
Source: RefSeq, a predicted model, not a curated record
AUGCCCUCGGCCAAACAAAGGGGCUCCAAGGGCGGCCACGGCGCCGCGAGCCCCUCGGAGAAGGGCGCCCACCCGUCGGGCGGCGCGGAUGACGUGGCGAAGAAGCCGCCGCCGGCGCCGCAGCAGCCGCCGCCGCCCGCGCCGCACCCGCAGCAGCACCCGGCGCCGCAGCCGCAGAACCAGGCGCACGGCAAGGGCGGCCACCGCGGCGGCAAGUCCUCCGCCGCCGCCGCCGCCUCGUCCUCGGCGUCCUGCUCGCGCAGGCUCGGCCGGGCGCUCAACUUUCUCUUCUACCUCGCGUUCGUGGCCGCGGCCGCCUUCUCGGGCUGGUGUGUGCACCACGUCCUGGAGGAGGUGCAGCAGGUCCGGCGCAGCCACCAGGACUUCUCCCGGCAGCGGGAGGAGCUGGGUCAGGGCUUGCAGGGCGUCGAGCAGAAGGUGCAGUCUCUGCAAGCCACAUUUGGGACUUUUGAGUCCAUCUUGAGAAACUUCCAACAUAAACAAGAUCUCACAGAGAAAGUCGUGAAGCAAGGGGAGAGUGAGAUCAACCGGGUCAGCGAAGUUCUGCAAAAGCUCCAGAACGAGAUUCUCAAAGACCUCUCAGAUGGGAUCCACGUGGUGAAGGAUGCCCGGGAGCGGGACUUCACGUCCCUCGAGAACACGGUGGAGGAGAGGCUGACGGAGCUCACCAAGUCCAUCAACGACAACAUUGCCAUCUUCACUGAGGUCCAGAAGAGGAGCCAGAAGGAAAUAAAUGAUGUGAAGGCCAAGGUUGCCUCCCUGGAAGACUCCGAGGGGUACAAGCAGGAUCUGAAAGCCUUGAAGGAAGUUGUGAAGGAAGUGCAAGCCUCCGUGAAGUCCAGAGAAAAGGACAUGGAGGCCCUGAGAAGCACCCUCCAGACCAUGGAGUCCGAUGUCUACACCGAGGUCAAAGAGCUGGUGAGCCUCAAGCAGGAGCAGCAGAGGUUCAAGGAGGCCGCCGACUCGGAGCACCUCACGUUGCAGGCCCUCACGGAGAAGAUCCUCCAGUCGGAGGAGGCCACGUCCCGCCUCCCCGAGGAGAUCCGGAGGCUCGGGGAGGAGCUGCGCCAGCUGAAGGCCCAGUCCCUCCGGCCGGAAGAAGACGGGGUUUUCCGAAACUCCGACGCCCUCGCAUCACUCCAGAAGGAGAGUCAGGGCUUGGACUCCCGGCUGCAGACCGUGGAGGAGGGCGUGCAGGCUGUGCAGAAGGCCUCUGCGCGCCAGAGCGCAGGCCUGGAGGCCCUGCUGGCGAAGAGCGAGGAGUGUGAGCAGCGCCUGGCCGCCCUGCAGACGCUGCUGGACGGCCUGGGCUCCUCGCCCGACGAGGCGGACAAGGGCGGCCUGGCCAGCACCGUGAGGAGCCUGGGCGAGGCCCAGCUCUCACUCUACAGCGACGUGGAGGAGCUGAAGAGAAGCGUGGGCGAGCUCCCCAGCGCUGUGGACACGCUCCAGAAGGUUCAAGAGCAGGUGCACACGCUGCUGGGUCAGGACCCGGCCGCGGCGGCCCGCGUGCCUCCUGAGGACCUCCUGGACAGACUUGCUUCUCUAGACCACCUCACCUCCUCAGUCAGCCAAGUGGAGUCGGACUUGAAGAUGCUCAGGACUGCCGUGGACAGUUUGGUGGCAUACUCGGUGAAAAUAGAAACCAAUGAGAACAACCUGGAAUCAGCCAAGGGUUUGCUCGAUGACCUGAGAAAUGACCUGGAUAGGUUGUUUGUGCAAGUUGAAAAAAUUCAUGAAAAAGUCUAAAUGAAUUGUGUUUGCAGGGUGCGGAUUGAAAGUCCAGUUUCUCAUGACAAAAAAAAAAAAAAAAAAAAGUGUUGUUUUCUCCCUUGCGCCCCUCCUCCCCCCACGCUCUCAUCCCCCCUUAAAGAGCAGUGGACACCAUUGGAACACCACAGCAUUUUGUACUUCUGCGCCUGGUUAAUUUAUUUACGAUGAUUACCACACACCACUGGUUUCACGAGUGAUCUGCUCCGGCUCUUGGUGCCCUGCAGGCCCGGCGCCUGUGAAUCUGGUCACAGGGACGCCUGGUGUCAGGAUGGCGGUGGCUUCACCCGAGGAUUAACGAAGCAGAUUAACCUCAGAAAAGCCUCCCUGGCUGGCAGAUUUCAAGUGAAAAGAGUGGGGGGAGGGGGCAUUUUUCUCUCUAAUUGUCUUUAAGGAAAAUUCUUCCUACUUUUUUUUUUAUAUUUCCGGCUGAAGUUUUCAGAUGUCACGUUUUUGUCUUCCACUUUCAACUGGUUAAAACUCAUAAACGUCAGCUCUGAAUCGGGAGGGGGAAGCCCCUAGUUUUUUUAGUUGAAAAGAAGCAGCUGCUGGACUGUGGCCUCCUGUGGUGUGGGUGUCUCUUCCCGAAUCAUCUCCUGGUCUCGCAGGUAGCUAUGCAAAGAACCGAGCCGGUUCUGAAUGUGAAGGCACAACACCCCACAGAGUCCCCUGUGGCCGACCUGUGUCACCUCUCAGUUGGGUCCCCAAAUAAUGCGAAGGUUUAUAAUCCCUGAAAGGGGCAUCCCUGGAUCCUCUUGGGAAAUGUGUUCUGGGGGCCGGCCGGAGGCCUGGGCUGUCUCCCCGGGCACAGAGGCCAAGUGUUCUGCGAUGCCCAUGAAGAGGUCUGCGCGCGAGGGGCACGUGCAUUUUCUGUAGUUGUUGGCUGUGUCCCCCCCCUCGAGCUGUACCAUUCCUUAUUGGCUGUCUUGCCUUUCAAAAAAGGAAAAAAGAAAAAAAAAAA